This is a messenger RNA of Aspergillus tanneri, 1692 nucleotides long. RefSeq names its product C2 domain protein. Lineage: Eukaryota; Fungi; Ascomycota; Eurotiomycetes; Eurotiales; Aspergillaceae. The transcript has 2 exons. The record is from RefSeq and is a predicted model, not a curated record. The coding region runs from base 1 to 1692 and encodes 563 amino acids. Gene Ontology annotation, biological process: positive regulation of gene expression.
AUGAAGGCAUCUCCCAAUAGCAAACCGGCCCACAAAGAGCCCGCUGGAGGAUUCGAUACCACCCCGUUCCCCUAUGCACCCCCGGGUUACACCCUAAAAUUCACCUUCCAUCGUGGCAUCAACCUCCCCUGCGCCGAUUUCGGCUCCUUCUCUUCUGACCCAUAUGUUGUCGCUCAGCUGAACGUCGACCUCCCGCAGCGGCACAAGCAAGAUCCCGGCUUAGUGUUCCGAACCCCGACGGUCCGCAAAAAUCGUGAUCCGGUCUGGGACAGCGAGUGGAUCGUGGCCAACAUUCCGGCGUCCGGGUUUACCCUCAAAUGUAUCGUCUACGAUGAAGAUACAGCGGAUCAUGAUGACAAGCUGGGAAAUGCAUACGUCGAGGUCGGCUCGAUCCACGAUGACUGGGCUAGUAUCAAGGAGCAGAGUUUUAAGGUCAAGAAACGCACGGGCAGCAAACGGGUCUAUUUGUUUGGCAACAUUGCGGCGUUGGCCUCGGGACGUUUGGAUACCGGCUCACAUUUGGUGAUCAGCGUGCAAUUUCUAGGCAGGACGCCGGAUAAUGAGGGGGCACAGGUGCACACGGUUGGGCCAAACUACUGGUUCAAACACUUUUCGCCUCUGAUUGGAAUAUUGGCGGGUACCAAGGACGAAGUCCAAACACAGGACGGUAGAAAGGCGGUUUCCCGGUACAAUUUUCAGGCCAUCCAGAUCCAGCUCAAGGGCCCGGUGCCGGUGGAGCUUUAUCAUCGCUACGUCGAGUUCAAACCUUUUGUCGCGGGGAUGUUCAAUGCCCAGAGCCUGCGCGGAUGGAUUCUUAAUCGAGCUUUGCAUCACCAGCAUCAGCGGAUCUACAACUUUGAUCGAACGACUCUCAAUGGCCAGUUUGAGUCGCCCUGUAUCGCUCUGACGCAGAAAUUUCUCGAGUUUGUCCACUAUGCCCAAGGCGGACGAAUCUUCACCUACGUCCUCACCCUCGACGGGCAAUUCCGCUUUACGGAGACUGGGAAAGAAUUCGGAAUCGACAUGCUCAGCAAGCACACAAUGCAUAGCAAUGUAUCCAUAUACAUAGCCUAUUCAGGCGAGUUUUUCGUGCGUCGUCGCAUGCAGCGGCGGCGGCGCCACUCACAUAUAUCGCAUGCUUCAGAAACUGAGAUGCCCGUGGAAGAUCAGCCGUCAGCAGAAUCGGAGAUUUCCACCGACCCGGCGGACUACGAACUUUUCAUCGAUAAUGAAAGCGGAACCUAUCGCCCUAAUGGCGAGUAUCUUCCUUUACUAAAAGAGUUCAUCUCCCGGAAUUUCCCCGGGCUCAAUGUCACCACCUUGGCCUGCAGGGAAGAUGCCGAGCAGAUGGCAUCAUUGAAGAAUGAGCAAAGAGAGUUCAAGAGAGAGGGUGGCCAGAUGACCUUCCUUCAGCAAAGCAGCUCUUCAUCACUCUCCAUCUCCAGUUCAGACGAAGAGGAGCUCGAGGAACGCAGUGGCACACGGCACAAGAGACGCAGAGAACUAUCCCAGAAGGUACACAACAUGCGUGAUGUGAAGGGUCAAGUCAUGAAGUGGGCACAAGCAGACAGCCAUACGUAUAUGAGUGAUUCAGGCAUCCACGCAUCCAAAUCUACAUCUGCAGAUCCCCCCCUACUGACUGCCGAAGAAGCUACCAUGAAUCGGCAAACCUCCGGCGCCUCGAAGAGUUGA